Messenger RNA from Caenorhabditis remanei, 636 nucleotides. RefSeq lists its product as uncharacterized. The coding region runs from base 1 to 636 and encodes 211 amino acids. Gene Ontology annotation, cellular component: membrane. The transcript is spliced from 4 exons. NCBI's taxonomy places the organism in Eukaryota, Metazoa, Nematoda, Chromadorea, Rhabditida, Rhabditidae. The record is from RefSeq and is a predicted model, not a curated record.
AUGAUGAGAACCGAGGAGGGUACAACUGUCGAGCUGGGACCCGCUAAGGACUUACCGCAUUCGGAUGACAUCACCCGCCCUGACGCUUCUCCCAAGAAGGAGAAGAAGAAGAUUCAAUUCCAUAUGGCUAAUAAGGUGAAAAUCAUCCCGACCAACCGUCAGGGACAACUCAACACUGGAUACUUGGCAACACUUCCUGGAGUGUUGAAGAUUGCUGAGAUUGCGCUCUCCUCAAUCGCGUUCAUCCUGGCCAUCUGUUCUGACCGUCGUACAACGACUGCCGCGUGGACCGAGCACAUCUCCUUUGAAUGCCUUCUGAUUGUGACCGGUCUUCUCCUCGGAUACGUCGUCUUCCCACACUUGACACUGAACGAUGAGGCCACUAGAGAGGGACUGAUUGUCGUGGAACUCCUCUUCUACGGACUCAACAGUCUGCUCUAUUUCAUCUCGAUCUGGUUGAUGGUUCAUUUAUCCGCAAGCUGGGGAACCGACGGACGUGGAGCUGCUAUCAUGACCGCUAUCAUUUGCGUCGCCCUGACCGUCCUCUUCGCCAUCGACACCAUUUUCAAAUUGAAGGCGUGGCGAGGCGAGAACGAGCCGAAGACCGUCGUCGAGGCUGGAAACUCGCAGGCUUAG